Poeciliopsis prolifica (blackstripe livebearer) is the source of this 6491-nucleotide messenger RNA. It is a transcript of the gene tmem91, whose product is annotated as transmembrane protein 91. NCBI's taxonomy places the organism in Eukaryota, Metazoa, Chordata, Actinopteri, Cyprinodontiformes, Poeciliidae. Gene Ontology annotation, cellular component: intracellular membrane-bounded organelle; membrane. The record is from RefSeq and is a predicted model, not a curated record. The coding region runs from base 850 to 1560 and encodes 236 amino acids. The transcript has 4 exons.
CAAGGAACCACCUCUCCUUUCUGCGAACAGGAGGAGGAGGAGGAGGGAUGCAGCGCACCGGAGAUGUUCGUCUGGGGACAGAGAGCCUCCGACAAAGCAUGGGUGACCAGGUGUGACAGCUCCAUCAUCCAAGCAGCCGAGGAGAUGCCGAUAAGUUUGACUUCCAGCUGCUCAUUCGAGGCUCCCGCACCACCACGUGUACCUGUCCCGCACAUACACAGUUAAAACUAAACGCAUAUUCAAUACGAGGAAGGACAUCUUUUACUCCUGUGGUUGGUUUCAGCUGGGACCUGAAGACCUUUGUUGGACAGCUGGACGGAGUUUUAAGGAGCUGGGUUGUUUUUGUUACUCUGAAGCCAUAAAUCAACAAAAAUCAACUUUUGUUUCCUGAAGAACAUCAAGUCAAUGUUCACCACUGGAUUAUACUUCUGUAGCCUUACUUCGUUCACACCUAAAUGUUCAAAUCUAUUCCCAAAGCUAACCCUGGAUGUUGCGUCUUUAUGAAGCAUCAGAAAGUAAAGCUAAGGAAAUAUUUUUUACUGUUUCUGCUGCAGCUAAAGAGAAACAAGUGCAACUAAUUGAUCAAUAACCAUUAUUGUCACUUUUUGCUGUUUGAGAACAAAAUUGGAGACCAAAGCUUCUCCAAUAAUCCAACUCAACUUUUAGGUGCUGGGAUAAACUCAUCAUGUGCUUUUUUGCUCUGGACCCGGCGCUGAAACAAGAGAAAAAUUAAAGAAUAGGAUUAAAGGUGGAUUAUCACAGCAGCUGCCUCUGCAUAAGCCCAUCGAGCCAGCCGGCUUGUAGAUUACGUUUGCCUGUUGAUGCGGCCUCUGGAGCGGUUCGUCUUUAAUGGAGAACAGAGACGAGCUGGAGCACCCCCUUCUGGAAGAAAGCGCCGCCAACAGGCUGCCAUCCGGUCAGACCCAGCAGAACCAGGCGCCGGUCGGGCUUUUUAAGGGCAUUCUGGUGAAGUGUGAGGAGGACCGAACGUAUCCUCCGCUGGGCUGGAGAGGCUACUGCAGCCAUCCUCCGGAGUUGCUGGACGCCUGCGCCCUGCCGCGCAGCCUGGAGUCGCUCUACCCGGCCGGGCCGCUGUGGGGCCAAGCGGACCUGCUCAGCAAGGAGUACCUGGAGACCACAUUUGUGGACAUCCGGCCCGGUUCGGCGCUGGAGAGGAAGCUGUUGGCUGAGGCGCAGGACUUCCACAGCGCCCCCUACAGCAUGGAUGACGAGGACGACCUGCUUCCUGACUCUGACGACUCAUCAAUCGACGACCUCAGCGAUACGGACAGCGACGGAAACUUUCCCCUGAUGAUCCCUCAGGACUACCUGGGUCUGGCCUUUUUCUCCAUGCUCUGCUGCUUCUGGCCGCUGGGCAUCGCCGCCUUCUACCUUUCUCAAAAGACCAACAAGGCAUCAGCUCAGGGGGAUUUUCAGGGCGCCAACGCGGCGUCCCGCCAGGCCCUGUGGCUCUCCGUGCUCUCCAUUGUGUUUGGCAUCAUAACGUACAUCUGCGCCAUCGCAGCGCUGAUCUCCUACCUGUCUGCAAAGCCAUCAUAAGAGCCGCGGCUCGCACAUAGACGCAGACACACAAAGACACAAACAGUCCAUGAACAUCCACACAUCAUCGGCAAAACGACGACUCGACGAAAAGAUUUCAACCACGUCUCACUGGAAUAGGACGAAAUGCAGCCCAGAGGACAUUCCUCCACUUUCUGACUCGACUUUCUCACCGAGUUUGACAAAUUUGUGUCAUGCUUGUCAUCACAUGUGGAGCUUAAAUUAAAUUUAAAGGUGACCUGUUACGCUUCCUAGAACAAGUUAGAAUUGGGUGUCUAAAACUGGCAAAUUUAAAUUGCAAAAAUGAAUUACAUUUAAAAUGCAAAAAAUUAUUUAGUAUGAUUAUUCUUUUUCUUUAGUUUAACUGGUUAAUAAAAAGUAUUUUUUUAAGAAAACCUUAAAAACCCAAAACAUAAAAAAGGCUACAGAUUGUUGCUUUGUUAAAAAAAAAACUGUUUACACAUUUUUGUCUUCAACAGUUGUUUUAUAUUUUCUUGGCCAAAUCUUUAUCGUUAUUGAAGUCUGGUCAGGGGGCCGAUCAAAAUCAUUUCAAGGGCCACAAAUGGCCCUCCAGCCACUCUUUGGACAUCCCGGGUCUAUGGGCGAUACAAAACAUAUUUAUUAAAUAUUUUAGCACAAAUUCAUUCUUAGAUGAUGGGAAUUUUUCUAAAAUACUCGUGUUGAGUGCCGUUCAGAACGAAGUGUUUUAGGGCCUCUGUCACUUUAAAUCCAAAUAAACGGUUUAUGUAGCCACGCCCACUAAACUCAACGUUUACGCUCACACCUAACAAUGGCUGAAAACAGAUUCACAAUUACACAACCAUCUUUAAACUUCAUGCAAACGUAUGUUAUGAAUGGUAAACCAAUAGAAAAACACUUUUGGAGUGUGUACAGCAGUAAAGCCAUCGUUAUGCUACUUGAUUGGACAUUUCCUGUUAGCUGCUGAAGCUAGUGAGGUGAACCUUAAUAGACAUGGAGUCAUGUCCAUAAAACCAAACAGUUUCAACUGCAGGACAAGCAGGAAUCUGUCAGAAAAAUACUUGUAUCUAUCGCUCCUGUUUCUUAUCCAAUUUCUAUGAAAUACGGCUUAAAUUAAAGCUGAGACGGUUGCUGGUGUAUAAACUGACCCUGGGUAGAAAUCUGGAAACACUUUGGUUUUUGUCAAGACACAAGAGUGUAUUAAGCAAGUUUCUCUUUUGUAAUGGUCAAUAAUGUAGUUUUACAUUAUUACCGCUGUAUGAUUUUAACAAACUUCGGCUCCGAUGCUUUAUGAACUGUCAUUCUGUUUGGUUAUUAUGAAUGUCGUCACAUUCUACGAACGAACGGGGAAAUAAGUCCAGUUUUUAUUGAGGUUUUGGAAAUCACGGUGGUAAACUCAGUUAACCUGCUGCAGUUACGUUGGCCUUGGUAGGUAACGACACAGUUUCCUUUCAUUGUGACUUAAAAAUCUGUAAGUUAUUGAAACGGCUAAUUUUCCAGACACCAGAAAGCAUCAACUUGUUGUCAGACGACACAAUAAGGUGAUUUUGUUUGUUUGUUUGUUUUUUAAGCACUUUGGCUGUUUUUUUUUUUAGAAGCAUUUGAAACCCAAAUUUUUGCAUAAUGGGUCCCCUUUAAAUACAUGCAGAAUUUUCCACAAUGUGAAUGGAUGACAAAAGACGCAGGAAGAGUCAAAGUUUGCAGAUUUAUCUUGGAGGCGACUCCUGCUGGACUUUUCAUAUCCAGCGCCUGCCAGAAGCAAAGUUUCUUCCUCAACAUCUCCUCGUGAUUUCAUCUUGUUUACCUGCAGAAAGGACUGCCUUUUGCUGUGUUUUAAAGCCAAGUUUUAUCUUUAUGAUGAUAACAAUAGAGUGCCAUUAUAUAUGAAACGAAAUGAAAUCAAGAUAUGAAGUGUGGAUAUUUUAAAACACAUCUGGAAGUAGGAGUGAAGAAAAGUGCCAAAAAUAUCAAAGUGACCCAACUGUGAAGAAAAUCUCCCUAAAAUGUAAAUUCACAUAUAUUUUUUUCCUGUUAAAAAAGAAUUAAAAUACACAGGGAAAUGGUUUUGUCAGGCCGAAACCAUAAAAACAAAGCAGUGCACCUGUUUAAAUGUAAAAAUAAUAGUGAUAAGGUAAGAAAAAAGCUGGAAAAGCUAAUGUGACGAGUCAUUAUCUGCAUGGCACUUUUGUGUUUUACCAACAUGUCCAUAGCUUUAUCCGUUUUGUUAUUGGGUCCAAAGUUCUUAAAAGAAAAACUUUGAUAAACCCUAAAAGAAAUUCUGACCAUAUUGGUUUAAGCAUAGUCAUUUAAAGAAAAUACCCAGUAAAAUAAAGGAACCAUUUCACAUCACAUUUCUGCAAUAGGAUGGUACCAGUGAAGUUUGGUUCGUAACAAAAUACAGAAAUUACAUCUGAAAAUUUAUGAGAAUCAGAGAAACGGAUCAAAUCAAAACCUUCCCACGUAUUUUUGUCUAGUUUUCAGUGUUGGACGUCGUGUUUGCAAACGCAAGCUAGCAAAGUAAAUGUUUUCUGCCACAGGAUUGAAAAAAGAGCCAAAAACCAGAGACAACAGUUUUAAAAACAUUUAAAAUGUGUUUCUUUGAAACAACUAGCUUAGCAUUAAUGUCUUCAGUCAGAGACUGAAUGAAGCUGGUGUGAUACAGACCACUACAGGAGAUCCUUCUUGCCCACAGAAAUCAACAGCAACGCUUUGAAGAAACUUGUAUAAUUUCAGCUACAACUUUUAAUUUACCUUUGAGGUUACUAAUGUAUUUGUAAAACUGAACUGAAGUCAAUAUACCAGCUUGUUUAGAACAACUGGCGUCACAGACUCAUCAACCUUGAAAUAAUGAGAAAAACUGAAUUAAAAUAACCUAAAUGAAGCUCUGAAAUUAAUCUGUUAAUUUAAACUGGUUUAACGUGAUGCUGCAAAAAAAAAUUGACUUUCUCAGGGCUGUUAAUUAGGUUUGUUAAUAUUUUUGUGAUUAGUAUUUUUGCUUUGUAAUAUUUACAUCUGCUUCCCAACUGCUGUUUUAUACAAAAGACGUAUCUGGAUCAUUAUAGAUAGUAGUAAAAACAGUAAUAAAUUACUGACAAGAAACUCAAAUUCUCUUGGAAAAAAACCCCAAGAAAAUGUAUGUUUGAAAAAUUUUAAUUUUGCUUGUACAAAAACUGAAAUUUCUGAGUUUGAAAAGUUGCAAAUUUGCUUAAAAAAAAAAAAUUCACAAAUUUUCUUGAACAAUGAAAUUUCUGAUUUUGAAAAUUGCCUAGAAAAAACUAAUGAAAAAUAAACUCAGAAAUUUUCUUUGAAAUUUUCAGUUUCAAAUUUUCUAGAAAAAAAAUCACAUUCACAAAUUUUCUAGAAAGAAAUAUGGAGAUUUCUGAGUUUGAAAAAGUUGCAAAUUUGCUAGAAGAAAUUUCACAAAUUUUCUAGGAUUCUGAGUUGAAAAAGUUAAAAUUUUGCUAGAAAUAACUUGUACAUUUUGAGAAUAAUUUAAAAUUUUCUGGAAAAGAAAAGACAUCAAAUUCUGAGUUUGAAAAGUUGCAAAUUUGCUAAAAUCAAAAUCACAUUUACAAAUUUUCUAUAAAAACUUAAAAAUUUCUGAUUUUGAAAAAUCUAAAAUUUGCUUUGAAAAAGCUCAUAUUUUGAGAAUAAUCUCCAAAAUGUUCUAGAAAAAAAACUUUAAAAUUUCAUGAGUUUGAAAAGUCUAAAAUUUGUGAGAAAUUUACAAAUUUUUGAGAUAAACUUGAAAAUUUCAGAGUUUCUAACUAAAAAAAAUUGUCUUGUAAAACUCCAAAUAUUUUCCAAGUUUUCUCAAAAUUUUCUGAGAUUAAUCUCAACAUCUCUGAAUUCUCUGGUGAAAAUUUACUCCUUUUAUUUUCAAUGGCCCUGAUACUCUUAUGCUUUUUAAAUGGUUCUGAUCAUUUUCUCACUGAUGUUACUGACGGGUACCGGAAAGUAAAAUCCUUUAUCAAAUGCUUAAAUCACUGGUACCAAAUUGUUGCAGAACUGUGUGGAGUGCUACCAAAAUGUACAAAAUAAUAAAUAACAAAAAAGACUGACGGAAAAGCCAAGAUUUUCUAUUUUGCUGUACAGUUUUUAUAGAGUCCACAGCUGACCUAAAAGCAUCAAAACACUCCUUUUCUGUUGUUUUAGAGUUUAUUAGGACUGUUAAUGUCACCACACUGUGAGUCUUACCCUCAGUUCCACUGACGUUCUGCACACAGCAUCACACUCCAACUGACCCAACUCACCGUUUGUCUCCUCACAACAUCUACAUCUACUCAAAAACUAAAACCGACCAACCCUUCGAUGUUUCUGUCUUACAACAAAGACAUAAACGUGCAUCGUUUUGCCGGAGCAGCUGCCUCAGGCUCAGGGUUUCACUCAUCUUGUGUCACUUCUUCUAAUAAUUAUAAAAAGAGUGAAAGGGAGUCGAUAAAUUAAUAUUUUUUGUUGCUUUUUUUCCUUUUUCUGCUGUUUGCAAAGCCCACUGUCACCACCAGGGGGAGCCCGAGGCUCACACUGGAGCCAUGAAAUAAUUACAUAUAUUUUCAAAUAAAAGUUCUUUAAAUGACUUUUCAUUAUUUGAAAUUGCGUUUUUGAUUAUUUCAUGGAAAUUUACUUAAUUUAACGGUACAUUUAAUAAUUUAUUGAUAGAUUUAAGAAUUUUAUGACGCAUUUAAUUCAUUAACCGAAGAUUUGCAAGGUAUAUUUCUAUAAUUUUGUGAACCCCUGCUGCUCUGUACGUUCUCAUCUUCUGAUUGUCUGGUUUUUCAGAUUUUGAUUUUACGCUUUACUUAAGCCUGAAUAUGUUGAGGGUGGUGGACAGUGGGCUAACCUUUCAAACUGUGCUUGCAGGCCUCAGAAAUCCUUGAACCGACUCUGCUUCCAUGUGUGAAAUAACUGUGAAUAUUUAAGUGGAACAUCAGUGAAUAAAUGCACAUAACUAA